AUGCAGGCCCAGCUUCCCACUGUCCCCAUAAUUUUAGAUUCGGCAGUAGUAACUGGACGUGAUUCUGCAGAAACCCGUGUACCGGAAGGUAUUACUAUUGGUGUCAUCGGGGACGAGAAAUGGACGAAGGCGAAGGCGACGAACGGCGGCUUUGGCUGGAACGUGAAGUAUCCGGGAAAAGACCCAGAAGAUCGAUCAAUGAAUCAGGCGCGGCGCAGCGUCAGCGAAUGGGACAAUGGACAGAAAACAAGGGUUGAAGUACCAAUGAUGCAACGCUGCACAGCCUGUGAGCCAUUCAAAGCAGUGGAAAUAUGGGGUAUUCGGCCCCAGUUAGACGCCAAAAUCCUGUCUGUUAAAAUAACAUACGGAGUUUGCCGUAUGAUGCAGUCACUUCGGCGCUCCAAGUGGCCGAGGCGCGGUCAGCCAGCUAUUUUAAUGUUCGGUUUUUUACACUCGUCUGGAAGGAUUAUGUUCAGGGUCCGUUUCAUGAUGGGAGAGUAUGGCGUGAACAUUUCCGUGUUCCGAACACGAGAUAUGGUUACUUUGGUGACUUUUGCUGGCUUCAAGUUCGGACGGACAGUACGCAGGAAGUACUUCAGCGAAAUGGCAAAGGAAUAA
Messenger RNA from Histoplasma capsulatum G186AR, 618 nucleotides. RefSeq lists its product as uncharacterized. The transcript has 4 exons. The record is from RefSeq and is a predicted model, not a curated record. NCBI's taxonomy places the organism in Eukaryota, Fungi, Ascomycota, Eurotiomycetes, Onygenales, Ajellomycetaceae. Bases 1 to 618 code for a protein of 205 amino acids.